Messenger RNA from Hippocampus comes (tiger tail seahorse), 1779 nucleotides. RefSeq names its product propionyl-CoA carboxylase subunit beta (gene pccb). The transcript is spliced from 14 exons. Lineage: Eukaryota; Metazoa; Chordata; Actinopteri; Syngnathiformes; Syngnathidae. Gene Ontology annotation, molecular function: propionyl-CoA carboxylase activity. The coding region runs from base 21 to 1730 and encodes 569 amino acids. The record is from RefSeq and is a predicted model, not a curated record. Gene Ontology annotation, cellular component: mitochondrion.
CUCGCUCGCCAUUGGCUCGUAUGACUGCUCGUUUCGGCUUGCCUUCUGUCACCGGAGAGACACGCGCAGCUAUGAUGGCGGCUUACUGUGUUGCUCGGGGAAGCCGCGGGUUUCUCGACGGCUUGCGGCUGUCGUUCAGGAGUCUGGCGCCGGUCAAACAUGCCGCACCGACACUCGCGACGAACCGAUGCUACUCGGUCAGCCACCUGUCCGUGAGGGAGCGCAUUGAGAAGAAACGUAAGGCGGCGCUGGUCGGCGGAGGUCAGAAGAGGAUCGACGCGCAACACAAACGGGGCAAGCUGACAGCUCGAGAGCGAGUUGAGCUCCUGCUGGACGCCGAGUCCUUCUGCGAGACGGACAUGUUCGUGGAGCACCGCUGCUCCGACUUCGGCAUGGAGCAGGAUCAAAACAAGUUCCCAGGUGACAGCGUGGUGACGGGAAGCGGCAGAAUCAACGGCCGCCUGGUGUACGUUUUCAGUCAGGAUUUCACUGUAUUUGGCGGCAGUCUGUCUGGAGCUCACGCGCAGAAGAUUUGCAAGAUAAUGGACCAGGCCAUGAUGGUGGGAGCGCCCGUCAUCGGCCUCAAUGACUCCGGAGGUGCUCGCAUCCAAGAGGGCGUGGAGUCUCUGGCCGGAUACGCAGACAUAUUCCUGAGGAAUGUAAUGGCGUCCGGGGUGGUCCCUCAGAUCUCCCUCAUCAUGGGACCCUGUGCGGGCGGCGCCGUCUACUCACCCGCCCUGACCGACUUCACCUUCAUGGUCAAGGACACGUCAUACCUGUUCAUCACGGGUCCCGACGUGGUCAAGUCCGUCACGAAUGAAGACGUCACUCAGGAGGAACUGGGCGGAGCCAAGACGCACACGAGCGUAUCCGGCGUGGCACACCGGGCAUUCGAGAAUGACGUGGAAGCUCUGUUGCACCUGCGCCACUUCUUCAACUUCCUGCCGCUCAGCAAUCAGGACGCUGCGCCUGUCAGGGAGUGUCACGACUCCAGCGAGCGCCUGGUUCCAAUGCUGGACACCAUCGUCCCGUUUGAGUCGACGAAGGCCUACGACAUGUUGGACAUCAUCCACGCUAUCGCGGAUGAAAGAGAAUUCUUCGAGAUCAUGCCCGACUACGCCAAAAACAUCGUGGUGGGAUUCGCUCGCAUGAAUGGGCGCACGGUGGGCAUGGUAGGUAACCAGCCCAAAGUGGCUUCUGGCUGCCUGGACAUCAACUCAUCGGUGAAAGGUGCUCGCUUCGUGCGCUUCUGCGACGCCUUCAACAUUCCCAUCGUCACCUUCGUGGACGUGCCAGGCUUCCUGCCGGGCACGUCUCAGGAGUACGGCGGCAUCAUCCGCCACGGAGCCAAGCUGCUGUUCGCCUUCGCCGAGGCCACCGUGCCGAAGAUCACCGUCAUCACCAGGAAGGCUUAUGGUGGCGCGUAUGACGUGAUGAGCUCCAAACACCUGAGAGGAGACGUCAACUACGCUUGGCCUACGGCUGAGGUGGCCGUCAUGGGCGCAAAGGGAGCCGUUCAGAUCAUCUUCAGAGGAAAGGAGAACCAGGCCGAGGCCGAAGCGGAAUAUGUAGACAAGUUUGCCAACCCUUUCCCUGCUGCAGUCAGAGGUUUCGUGGACGACAUCAUUGAGCCGUCCACCACGCGCAAGAGGAUUUGCCGAGACCUGGAGGUGCUGGCCAGCAAGAAGCAGGUCAACCCUUGGAAGAAGCACGCCAACAUUCCUCUGUAAAACAUCGCCUCGUUUGUUUGUUUGUUUUCCCCCUUCCUCUCCACUCCAC